Molecule: messenger RNA, 3092 nt
Organism: Lagenorhynchus albirostris (white-beaked dolphin)
Lineage: Eukaryota; Metazoa; Chordata; Mammalia; Artiodactyla; Delphinidae
Gene: VTA1
Product: vesicle trafficking 1
Exons: 8
Coding region: 40-969 (309 amino acids)
Biological process (GO): late endosome to vacuole transport via multivesicular body sorting pathway
Cellular component (GO): multivesicular body
Source: RefSeq, a predicted model, not a curated record
GUGGCCGGCGAGUAAGAAGGGCUUGUUCCUGGAGUGGAGAUGGCGGCCCUUGCUCCGCUCCCCCCGCUGCCCCCGCUGCCUCUACAGUUUAAGAGCAUACAGCAUCAUCUGAGGACGGCUCAGGAGCAUGACAAGCGGGACCCUGUGGUGGCCUAUUACUGUCGUUUGUAUGCGAUGCAAACGGGAAUGAAGAUUGACAGUAAAACUCCUGAAUGUCGUAAAUUUUUAUCAAAGCUAAUGGAUCAGUUAGAAGCUCUUAAGAAACAGUUGGGUGAUAAUGAAGCUGUUACUCAAGAAAUAGUUGGUUGUGCCCAUUUGGAGAAUUAUGCUUUGAAAAUGUUUUUGUAUGCAGAUAAUGAAGAUCGUGCUGGGCGAUUUCACAAAAACAUGAUCAAGUCCUUCUAUACUGCAAGUCUUUUAAUAGAUGUCAUAACAGUGUUUGGAGAACUCACUGAUGAAAAUGUGAAACACAGAAAGUAUGCAAGGUGGAAGGCAACAUAUAUUCACAAUUGUUUAAAGAAUGGAGAGACUCCUCAAGCAGGGCCUGUUGGGAUUGAAGAAGAUAAUGAUGUUGAGGAAAAUGAAGAUGCUGGAACAGCCUCUCUGCCCAGUCAGCCACCUCAGCCGUCAUCUUCAGCGUAUGACCCAAGCAACAUGCCAUCAAGCAGCUAUACUGGAAUACAGAUUCCUCCCGGUGCCCACGCUCCAGCUAAUACCCCAGCAGAAGUGCCUCAUAGCACAGGUGUAGCAAGUAACACUAUCCAGCCUACUCCACAGACUAUUCCGGCCAUUGAUCCUGCACUUUUCAAUACAGUUUCCCAGGGAGAUAUCCGACUAACACCAGAGGACUUUGCUAGAGCUCAGAAAUACUGCAAAUAUGCUGGCAGUGCUUUGCAGUAUGAAGAUGUCAGCACUGCAGUGCAGAAUCUACAGAAGGCCCUCAAGUUACUGACUACAGGCAGAGAAUGAAGCCUUUGUACAACAUCCAUGCAUUUUUGGCUUAAAGAACUAACAGUCCACUACUCUAUCUUCAGCCUAUCAGGAGCAUAUUUUAAGGAAGACUUCAGUUCCAUUGACUAUAACAAUGGAAUCUGUGUCUGUGUAUCAGAUUCCUGUUGAAGCAUUCAUCAGCAGCCUCAACCAGUUUUCAUUGUCCAUUUAGUGGAUUCAGUAGUCUCUGGGUGUAUAAGGCUGAUGUGAGCAAGGUCCUAAAAAUGCCCAUUUGAACCCUGCUUGUUCAAAAAAUGAGAACACACUUCUAUAAAAUGUAUUGGGAAUUAGCUUUGUAUCUUAAUCUACGUAAAUUAAGGAAUUUUUUAAUCUAUAAUUUGGACAAACAGACCAUAUUACUUUGCUAUAAAAUUCUAAAUUUAACUUUUAAUAAAGAUUGCCAGAAUAUUCUAGAAAUGUUUUUGUUUUCCUCAGGACUUCUGAAACAGAUACGAACAUCCUAAACUGUUGAAUCUGAAAGAGAUUAUGUUCAAAUUUCAAUUUAUAUUCAUAUUAAAUAUAGCUACAUUAAAAGUUAAAAUGUUCAUGGAAGGAAAUGUAAUAAGGUAAAGAGGUAGAAUCAGUUUUAGACGUAAGAGUAAUGUUGGUUGCUCAACUGUUUUUCCUUAUUCAUUGAUGCUUAAGGUGAAUUGGUAUUUGCUUCCUAGGCAGUUUGACUGCAUGUGUUAGAGAAUGAAAACAAGACAUUUGUAAUAAUGCCUGGAAACUUGGUGCUUUGAGUUAAGGUUCUCCUCUGCUGCUAUGGAAUGGAUUCCAUAGAGUGAAUAGUUAUGAAUGAUGCAGAAGAUUAUAAAAACAUAGACUCUCAGUUGUUAAGUUUAUAAGUUAUGUGGGAAUUAUGGACUUCCUAUGUCACCUGCAUUUGUGCUGUUUAAAAAAUAAAUACAAGGAUUCUUCUAACUAAUUCAGUUUAUCACAGAGCCAAAUGUGAUUUUGCAUGCUAAAAUUGUCACUUUUCUAAAGUCAUUAUUUUUAGUUAUAAGAAUAUAAAGAGAGAGAAAUUUGGCAGAUUUACCUAAAUUAUCUGGUCCAUUUCAUUCAUUCCACUAAUAUUGGGAAUCUUUUAACAUAGGGGUCAGCAAACUAUGGUCCAUGGGCUGGCCAUUUGUGUAAAUAAAGUUUUAUUGAAACCAAAUAAUAGCCAUUUAUUUAUGUUUUGUGUUUGGUUGCUUUCCACGAUAGCAGAAUUAUAUGGCCUGCAAGUCUAAAAUAUGUACUACUUGGCCCUUUAAGGGAAAGUUUGCUGACCCCUGUUCUGACAGUCUGUUUGAAAGAAAAUGAAUCAUUAUCUCAUAAUCUCUUAUGUCCUCCUAUUUUUCUUUGCAUAAGUGUAAUGUUAUUUAUAUAGAGUUCGAUAGAAUGAAUAUUGACAGAAUAAACUGUUCUAAAUUAUUGCAAAAACAAGCCCCCCAAAAACAUGCCUCCUGAAAAACAUUUUCAUAUCUUUCACAGCUGAAUUCUUAAAACAUUUGCAGGGUUCAACAUUUGCAUCUGGAAUUCCAGGACUCUGAUAUAGUUCUAUAGAAGUUUAUUGAAGUAGAAAAAUGACUAGGGUGAUAUUUCAUGUUAUAAAAGAUAAAUGUAAAAUACAGUUCAGCAAAUUUUAAUUCAAAUCCUAACAUGUCUGGCCACUAGGAAGAAAACUGUCACCUCUCAUUUCACACCCUACCUGUUGCUCCCAGUUGGGAGAGCACAUGGAGGGGAGAAGAUGCUGUGGAAACCACGGAGUCCACUGAGAAGUGAGCUGUGAUGUAGCAGAAAUCCCAGUUGUUUUGUGGCCCAUUACUUUAAAAUGCUUUCUUGCAUAAAGGGAUUGAACUAUAAAGAGUUUUUUAGCUUUCAUCUGCAUAUAAAAUCUGACAGGAGAAAGUUAGAAAUUUUCUGAUGUAACACUAGGGUAAAUAGUUUUCAUUUGGUCAGUCAACAUGUAUUUAUUGAGCAGCUACUAUGUGCCUGGUAUUGUCCUUUGCAUGAGGAAACAGCAGAAAACAAGAAAAAGAAAUCCCUGCCUCAUAGAGUUUUAUUCUAAUGGGAAGGAAAUGGACAAACUUAAUAAAAAGUAUAUCAUAUAUUCUAUUCAA